This is a messenger RNA of Macrosteles quadrilineatus (aster leafhopper), 5172 nucleotides long. RefSeq names its product zinc finger protein 774-like. Lineage: Eukaryota; Metazoa; Arthropoda; Insecta; Hemiptera; Cicadellidae. The record is from RefSeq and is a predicted model, not a curated record. The transcript is spliced from 8 exons. The coding region runs from base 228 to 2696 and encodes 822 amino acids.
UGAGUAGGCCUAGUUGUUAUGAGUUUUGUUUAUUAUGAAAUGUAUGUUGGAGUUUACCUGUGUUUUCUGUGCAAGUGGAAUGUUUUCUUAAAACUUUUAUUUUAACUAACGUGUUUAGAAUAAACUUUUGGAAUAAAUGGUUCUGCUCGUUUCAGUUUCAUCGUUAUUUAUUUUGAUGCAAGUAUUCGUUUUAUCGUUAUAUUUAAGUUGCUGUCAAUAUUUGGCCCAUGUUAAGAUGUAAUGCUGAAUAUUCUGCUUUGGAUUCUAUAAAGUUAGUAUCUGACAAUCUAUCUGAAAGAGUGAAACUUGAUUGUGCAAAUAACUAUGAACUAUGUGAAAAUAAAGAUGGUGUUCUCAUAGCUAAUAAAAUAAAAAGUGAAGUUAUUGAGGUCUCAAGUGAAACAAUAGUAAAUGGCUGUUCAUCUUUGAAGUCUCCUGAGGUUAAGGGUCAGAAGACACUAUACCAAGACAGUGGCAAAGGGAAUAGUAUGACUGAUAUGAGCUUGAACAGUAACUUAAUGUUUAGAAGUAUGUUUUUCAUGAAUGAUGAAGCUACACGACAUUUUUUGGCACCACCUUUGCCCCCAGUACAGCCAUGUGAUAUGCAAGCAGAUUACAACUUCCAGAAGAAGUUGAUAUCUCAAGUAUCAGGUUCCAGCACUCCAGGAUCAUCAUCAGUCACUACGAGCAGUACAAACACUGGUAACAUCAGUGUGUCUUCGGCCAACAUUAACACAAGUGGACAAAGCACGACAGGUACCAACACGACCAAUCCUGGUAACCAACAGACGACAGUGAGUGUAGGUUCAGCUACAUCUCCUGUGGACAACAAACUCAACAUAACUCUGCCUAAACAGAGACCUCACACCUGUGAGGAGUGUGGCAAAACAUUCUUGAUGAAGCAUCAUUUGCUCACUCACAUGCGGGUAGUACACACUGGUGAAAGGCCAUAUGUAUGUCCUGAGUGCAACAAGAGCUUUGCACUAAAGCAUUGUCUCAGCACUCAUCUGCUGCUACAUACAGCCGAACGCCCUUACAAGUGCAACGAGUGCAACAAGAGCUUCACACUUAAACAUCAUCUGGUGAGCCAUGAGCGUGUCCACACCAGGGAUCGACCGUUUGAGUGUACUGAGUGUGGACAGCGGUUUCCUCAGAAGAGGCAUCUUUCAACACAUAUCAAGUUCCAUUCUGGAGAAAGGCCAUUCUCAUGUCAGGUUUGUGGAGAGUCAUUCUCAAGAGAGGAACACUUGGUGAUGCACUCGAGGUUCCACGGAGGUCUCAGCCCCUACAACUGUCCUGACUGCGGGGCCGGGUUCUUGCGCAAGUUUGAGCUGGUGAAUCACGAGCGACAGCACGGCCGCAACCCUGAGUCCUGCCCCCAGUGUGGCAAAGAGUUUCUGCAGAAACGCACUCUGCUGGUGCAUAUGCGCUCCUGCAAUGGCAGUGGACCUGUCAAUCAGCAGUCCUUCUCACCCACCAGAUUCAAUGAGAGUGGUUCCCCUCCUAGAUUUACUGAUAGCUCUCCAACAAGAUUUAACGAUGGAAUUAACCAGCGGUUUCCAAACAAUAGUAAUUCUUCUCCGAGAUACUCUGAAAACAGCAGUAGCCAGUUCAGGUUCCCUGAGGGCCAGAUCAGGUUUAACAAUGAUAACACACCCUCACCUUCUACUGUACCUUCAAUGCAAGCCCCAAAAGACAAAGUUUGCAAGGAGUGUGGGGAAACUUUUGCAAGUGUUGAAGGACUUGCUCUACACUUACGUUUACACUUUGGGGAUCACAGUUUCCUAGCUGACAUUUGUAGUUUAGCUGCGUCUUUGAAACAAACUGCAGUCAAUGUUGUAACCAGUCUUAAGAAGACACAUAUUUGUAGCGACUGUGGCCGUGGAUUUACUCAAAGACAUGGUCUGUUCCAACACAGACAACGACACGCCAACGGAAGUUGCAAAGAAAAACCCUUUGCAUGUGAAAAGUGUGGUAAGAGUUUUGCGCAGAAAAAUCACCUCAUGCUUCAUGAGAGACAACAUAUGGAUUUACCAUCAAGAAGUACAAAAAACAAUCAAAAAAGCCUCCAGCGCAGGUCAGAUAGUGUGGAGCAGAUGGAUACAUCUAGUAACUCUGGACAACAGAUAGAGCAGAAUCAUCAGGGAGAGAGAACCACACAGAGCUCAGACAUUAUAAUGCAGAAUCACUCUGAUCAUCAGAGGGUCGAUAUGUUAAAUAUGCACUCGUCAAAGCCAUCCGAUGGCACUUCACAAAACGAGAAGGGAAACAUUAUGAUGAUGCAGACCAACCAUUCCGAUCUCCAAAGAGACUUGUUGAACCGACACAGUUCAGAAUCUUCGAGCGACAGGAAUUCACAGAUGCAUCAAGAUCUUAUAAAUAGGCAUACUUCUGACUCGACUGAUAGUACCUUACAACCUGACCAUCAGCGAGAACUGUUAAACAGACAUCCUUCAGAAUCUUCAGCAGAGAGGAGUAUGCAGAUGCAGCAGGCUCAUGCGGAUAGUCAUCUGAUCAGCCGACACAGUAACAAUCCAGUGCCAUUAAUAAGGAUGCACAACCGAGUGAGUCAGAGUGGGUUACAACAAGGCUCUAGCAGUCGGUCAAUGAUAACUCACCACCAUCACAUGGGUGGAGCUCAGAGCUCAGAGCAAAUCAUGCCUUGUCUGCACCCCGUGCCUAGUAAACAGUAUUAGCCAUAGCUUAGUACUUGUCAUUCUAAGCAAUAAAAAAGUAGUUAAAAUAGAGUGUACAUUAAAGUAUUGUUGCAUCAUGAAAAAGAAUUGUUAAAAAUCCAUAUCGUAACAAAAUAAGUACGGGACUGAUUGCUCUAAAGUCACAAUUCCUGUUUUAACCCUUUGAACUCUAUUGAUUAUUUAAUGAUUUGACUAUACCUAUUUUAAUAAUGUUUCACCUCAUAUAAUCAACUAUAAAAUCCAAAUUAUUUCAAAACAAGAGAAUGGUAGACUCACACACACAAAACAAGGGUAGUAAAAUGUAAGAUUUGAGGCAACUCGCAAAAAAUUCACCCAUCCUGUAAACUUCUAUCUUCUAUCCAAUCCGCUGUUUAUUUUAGGUGGGUGUCUCUUCCCACCAAGCUCUGCCACAAUAUACUGUGUUGUCAGAGAGAACCCUUAGAUUGCUCAGCCUGUGAUCUGACCCUUUUUAGUGUUGUAUAGGCCAACCAUAAUGGUCUACCGAAAUCCCAAGCUUAGUAGUUACGGACUAGCUUGCACUGAUGAAAGUACAAGUUUGGUUAUGUUAGUCUUGGGUCCCAUAAUAUAUCAUAGGAUAGCGUUCAAAUGGUUAACCAACAAACUUAGUUUGUUCUCUUCCAUAGUAUGUGGGUAGUAGGGAGUGGAAGAUAAAAUCAGAACUUCCUCUGGCAGCUUUAAACAGCCAAUAAUUUGGAAUGUAUAAUUUAAAUUAUAAUUGUCUAAUGUCAUUAGACUCAUGUACUCAUUGAACACCCAAAGUCAUUUAAACAGCACAUUCUUAUAUAUUUUUGUAAAAACAGAUACAACAUGGCAAGUGCAAAUGUACCUAACUAGUUAUUAAAAUGAUUAAUCUGAUGAUGGUUCUCAGAAUAAUUUCGAUUGAACCAGUGGGUUUGUUUGUAAGUUUUGUCGCUUAAAAAAUCAAUAUUUUUUAGAGUUUUAAUACCUUGAAAAGUUGCUAAAUUAUAAGACCAAAACAGGAAAAAAUAAAAAAAAGAUCGGUUGUUAUGUUCCGGUUGUGCAUGUGCUCUAAAGUUUGAAAAAAAACUGAUAUUUUAUAAAAAAAAAUUAAGAUUUUUAUUUUUUUUAUUUUUAAUAUGUAAUACAGUACCUAGUUGAAAAUAUCAUCUACAAGACUAAGGAAUUUAAAUUUAAAUUAUGGUAUUGUAUGUUACGAUCUUCUGGUCGUGCAUCAACUGCAAAUAUUGCAAAAGUCAAGAAAAAUGUCAUUUUGUACUAGUCUUAUUUAAAAUAUAAUUAUUAUGAAUAUCAAAAUGUAAUACUGAAAAUCUGUGUGUACACAUUCAGAUAGUAACUUAAAAAUCCAACUGAAAACGUCCGAAUUGAUCUUCCAGUUGCACAUAGCAAUACAAUAAUUCACUUGAGCGCGGAACUGUUUGGUCAGUGACCCACACGACGUCAUGUGAUAAGUUUCCGAAAUUGAAAAACAGGAUGGUGAUGAUAAUGUAUCCUUGUGCUCACCCUUCUAAAAUUGACGAUUCUAGUGACAGCAUAAUAGAGAGCAGGCUAUUUUCAAUACUCUAAAAAUUACUCUCUAAUGAGCCAACUAUUUUUUGUGGCAAAACAAGUACAAAUAAUGCAUUACUAAUUCCUAUAUAUGUAACUAUGGCCCAUUUUUACCCCAUAAACCCCUGUUCCCAUAGUCUGAUCAUGCUGGUUUUUCUAAUUUGUUUAUUGUAGGUUUACACAUUUAUACCAAAUUUCAUCAAAAUCAGAUAAUUUUUUUAUAUAAUAGUCUAAACAGGAGAUUUUCAUUAACACAAGCAAUAAGUAUGAUUGAGAUUUUGUAAGCGUAUGUAACUUUUUUUACAUUAGAUUGUUAGACCCACAUUAUUCUCCACCAAGUAUUCUUGUCCUGUUGUGAAGCACAGCAGAACAACUUAGUUCAUUAAUUUAAAGCCCAAUGAUCAGGGACAGCCGGGUCCAGUUUCAAACCAUCAAAAAGCUACUGACUUUACUCAGGAUUGUACCGGCGACCUUUUGAUUGUUAGGCAAGGUCUAAAACCACUCGGUCUACAGUGUAGGCCUAUGUGAAAAUUAUUGUGAAACAACAACUCAGCAAUUUGUGAACCCAGAGGUUGUCAAGUUAUACAGAACAAUAAAAUUUUUAAUAGGUUUUAAAUCGAAUACAUAACAGACUACUUUUUACUUUGGAGAAAGUAUUUGUUUCGUCAAAAUUUUUGAGUUUUGAGUGGAUAUAUCCAUUUUGGGCCCCCCUGAACCCAAAAAAGUGGUUUUCGAAGUGUGUGUGUCUGUAUGUGUGGAUGUGUACAGAGCUACAGACCACACCCGUAGUCCGAUUUUGAUGAAAUUUGCUAUGUAGGUACUAGUCAAUGGUAUCUCCAUGUGUUUUUUUUUAUUUUUUUUUUAUUUUAGCAAAUUUCACAUAUAGGGAAUAAGCUAUUACCGUAGGUCUCAUGGUAAGACCUAGACG